Molecule: messenger RNA, 2028 nt
Organism: Anguilla anguilla (European eel)
Lineage: Eukaryota; Metazoa; Chordata; Actinopteri; Anguilliformes; Anguillidae
Gene: klhl40a
Product: kelch-like family member 40a
Exons: 6
Coding region: 190-2013 (607 amino acids)
Molecular function (GO): protein binding
Source: RefSeq, a predicted model, not a curated record
UGGAGUUUGAAGGGUUGAAACAGCUGAGAACACACACGCCAGUGUAUUCUCCAGGAUCUAGCUCCAGCCCAUCUCAGCCUGCUUCUUCUUUCUGUGGCAGGGGCUUUGAAUGAGCCACCGCUCUGCUUGGGAGAGGUGACUGGGACGCUCGCUAAUACCCCCACCAUCACAAACACAGACCCGCUAAAGAUGGCUCUGCCCAUUAACCCCAUUGAGGAGCCACGGAUAUACCACCAGACCCUGCUGCAGGACGGGCUCUGCGACCUGCUGGAGAACAUGAAGUUUGUGGACUGUGUCCUUAAAGUAAAGGACAAGGAGCUUCCGUGCCACAGGCUGGUGCUGGCAGCCUGCAGCUCGUACUUUAAGGACAUGUUCCAGUCGGACUCGGAGGAGUGUAAGAAGAGGGAGGUCGUCCUCGAGGACGUGGAUCCCGGCGUCAUGGCGACGGUGCUGCAGUACAUCUACACCUCUGACAUCAACCUGACAGAGAGCAAUGUCCAGGACAUAUUCAUGGUGGCUAACAUGUUCCAGAUCCCGUCCAUCUUCACCGUGUGCGUCUCCUUCCUUCGCGACCGGCUUGGUUUGACAAACUGCCUGGCCAUCUUCCGGCUGGGGCUGCUGCUGGAGUGCCGCGACCUGGCCGUGGCCGCCCGGGACUACAUCUGCGAGCAUUACCAGGUGCUGGUGCGGGACCAAGACUACCAUCAGCUGGGCCCCAGCGAGCUGGCCGCUAUCAUCACCUCAGACACCCUCAAUGUGGAGAGUGAGGAGGUGGUGUUCGAGUCGGUGCUGCGUUGGGUUGCCCACGACGAGGGCGACCGGGUCAAGGACCUGCCGGACCUCCUGGAGUGUGUCCGCUUCCGCCUCAUGGACCCAAAGUACUUCUCCAACAAGGUGGAGAACCACAAGUGGAUCAAAUCCAGCCAGGAGAUCCAGACCAAGCUGCAGCUGGUCAGGGAUGCCUAUGAGGGGAAGCUUCCAGAAAGAAAAGGGGACAAAAAGUCCACAGCUGAGGAAGGCAAGAAAGAGGGGCGGCAAAAUGACAUGCUUCCAGGCAUCCUCAAUAACAAUCCCCGAUUUGGCACGUUCCUCAAAGACUUGAUGCUCCUGAUCAGCGAAACGGGGACGGUGGCCUACGACCCCGCAGAAAACGAAUGUUACGUGGCGUCUGAGUCCACCCAAAUUCCCAAGAACCACUGCAGUCUGGUCACUAAGGAGAACCAGGUAUUUGUGGCUGGAGGGCUUUUCUACAGUGAGGAGAACAAGGAUGAACCCCUCAACUCCUACUUCUUACAGUUUGAUCCCAUCAACUCGGACUGGCUGGGAAUGCCCUCCCUCCCAACGCCACGGUGUCUCUUCGGAAUGGCCGAGGCGGAAAACUCCAUCUUUGUGGUGGGGGGGAAGGAGCUGAAGGAAGGGGAGCAUGUCAUGGACUCGGUGAUGAUCUACGACAGACACUCUUUCAAAUGGGGGGAGUCGGACCCUCUGCCAUACGCGACGUACGGCCAUGGGACAGUGUCACAUAACGGGCUCGUCUACGUAAUAGGAGGAAAAGGAGAGAGCAAAAAGUGCAUGAGGAGGGUGUGUGUCUACAACCCUAAGAAGUUUGAGUGGAAGGACUUGGCACCGCUGAAACUCGCACGGUCUCUCUUCGGAGUCACUGUGCAUCAGGACAAGAUCUACGUGGCAGCAGGAGUCACAGACGCAGGCCUCACCAGCACUGUGGAAGUGUAUGACAUCAGCAGCAACACGUGGUCAGAGUUCGUAGACUUUCCACAGGAGCGCAGCUCUCUCAAUAUGGUCACUAUGGGCGGAUCCCUGUAUGCUGUGGGCGGGUUCGCCAUGAUGCCCAACGAGGAAAGCGAAGAGCUGGUGCCCACGGAGAUGAACGACAUCUGGAAAUUUGAGGAGGAAGAAAACAGCUGGAAUGGUGUUCUGAGAGAGAUCAGCUUUGCUUCUGGCUCCACCAUUGUGGGCAUGCGUCUCAACAUCCUGCGGCUCACCAAGCUCUAAUCCCCCUGGCGCCGC